AUGAUGAAUUACUUUCUCAAAACACCCUCCAACGAGUGGGAUGCAAUAAAGGCAUUUAGUGAUUACUUACAGUUUUACGAUGGCGAUGAAAUACUGGACAAAAUGAAACAAGACCUCAUCCAGCUGAAGAAUUCUCAGAAUGUAGGCAUCAACAUCAAACGCAAGGCAGAGAAUUUUAUUCUUACGUUGGAUAAAAAGAAAGCGCAAUUGCGUGCGGGUGAAAGCAGCAGUUCUGGAACACACAACAUCUUCAACCAACAGAACAGCAGUGGCGUCAUAAACAACCAUAUGGGAACUGUCAACAUCAACAACAAGCGUGAAUCAGUUACGCCCACCUCAUCCAGCAACACUAAGAAGAAGCAGAAGAGUACUUGCACAUUGGAUGUUCCUACUGGCACCCACGAAACUGAAAUUGAGGAUUUAUUUAACCCAAGAGAUGCCUCUGCCUCGGCCUCUGCUUCUGAUCUCACCCUUUCGCACCUGCCAACUCGAAUUGAGGACUUGGACCCUUCAGAUUUCCUAGAAAAUGUGACGAAUCCCUACAUGGUAAAUGGCAAGAACAUCAGCAGCUACUUUUGCCAAUAUCAACGAGCAGUCGUCUUAAAAAACAACAAAGAGGGGCUUCUUGUCGAGUGCAACACCUAUGAACUACUAGCGCUAAACAACAUUCUGCUUAUAAAAAAUGGUCAAUGCAGCAAUUUGAUGAAAAAGUACUUUUCCAAAGACAUUAUAUCUGAAAUCAAAAAGGACCUGAAGAGAAAAUUCAAAAUCAACAAUCAAGGCAUUGACGCUACUAUCAAAACCGGUGUUGACACUGUAUUGAAGGAGUACAAAGAUGGAGACAUCUCUUUCCGAACUGCAGCCAGUCGUGUGGGCAAAUACAGAUCUGAUAGCACUCAAUUUCACCCUCUUGACUCUAUUCUUUUCGGCAUCGAAAGUCUAAUUCAAAAGAUUCCCAAGCAGAAAUUCAAUGGACUGAUCCGUGAAAAUACCAUCUCAUGUUCCUAUGUCGAGCCAGUGCUUGCUCCCAUGUUUACGGACCCGGAUACCAACAAACACUUGCAAUGGCUUAACACAAAGGUACUGAGUGAUAGUAGCAAGCAAUUUGAUUUCGCUGUUCGAGAGCUUGCAGGCUCUAACUGGAUUGGUCCCAUCUUGGUUGGGGAGGUGAAGGGUGAAGAUCAGCGAGAUGACAAGUACAUUUGCUUAUUAGAUCUCAUCCGCAUCGGCUCGACUUCUGUAGACAGCAUCAACUUUAAUCUAUAUGAAGCAGUUCUGGGUGUGCAUAUCGUUGGUCUCCAAAUGACGUUUUAUAUCACUACCUUGCAAGCAAGCGGAUUGUACAUCAUGCUGGAGAUUUGCACAUUUACUUUUCCAAGAGACGCAACUGAACUCAGAUCUUAUCUGGCUAAUGCAGACGAGUUGCUUACUGUUGCGCAAUAUGCCAACCAUUGCAAAGUAUCUGACGAUAAGGAAAGGCUGCAAUCCAUGUCUGCUACUACUAUUAGCACCCCCGAGUUUGAGAGAUUUAUCGCCUCGUCUCGCGAUCGACAACGAGAGUGCCCUAUAGUCUAUCAUCAUUGA
Mucor velutinosus is the source of this 1584-nucleotide messenger RNA. Its product is annotated as Two-component response regulator SSK1p. The transcript has 6 exons. The record is from RefSeq and is a predicted model, not a curated record. Lineage: Eukaryota; Fungi; Mucoromycota; Mucoromycetes; Mucorales; Mucoraceae. The coding region runs from base 1 to 1584 and encodes 527 amino acids.